Messenger RNA from Raphanus sativus (radish), 735 nucleotides. Its product is annotated as cysteine-rich receptor-like protein kinase 34. The transcript has 3 exons. Gene Ontology annotation, biological process: protein phosphorylation. Lineage: Eukaryota; Viridiplantae; Streptophyta; Magnoliopsida; Brassicales; Brassicaceae. Gene Ontology annotation, molecular function: ATP binding; protein kinase activity. The coding region runs from base 1 to 735 and encodes 244 amino acids. The record is from RefSeq and is a predicted model, not a curated record.
AUGUUUCUUUUUGUAGCUAAUGAAACUAUAUUUAGGAAAUGCGUAGACCCUACAAAGCAAGGUGAACUGGACUGGACAAAGCGGUACAACAUUAUUAAAGGGAUUACUCGAGGGCUUCAAUAUCUUCAUUAUGAUUCACAUCCUACAAUCAUACACCGUGAUCUCAAAGCGAGUAACAUUCUCUUAGAUGCCGAUAUGAACCCCAAAAUUGCAGAUUUUGGCACAGCGAGGAGUUUUGGAGCUGACCAAAGUAAAGCCAACACAAAAACAAUCGUUGGAACAUAUGGUUAUAUGUCCCCAGAGUAUGCAAUGCGUGGCCACUUCUCUUUGAAAUCCGAUGUAUAUAGCUUUGGAAUAUUGGUUCUUGAGAUUGUAAGUGGCAAGAUGAAUAGCAGCUUCUACCAUAUUGAUGAUGCUGAUAGCAAUUUGGUCAUACAUGCUUGGAGGCUUUGGAGGAACGAGUCACCAUUAAGACUAGUGGAUCUGGCAAUGGGAGAAAGUUAUCAAAAUCAUGAAGCAUUUAGAUGCAUCCAUAUUGCAUUGUUAUGUAUUCAAGAAGAUCCUGUAGAUCGUCCAACGUUGCCAGCGAUCAUAUUGAUGCUCACUGAUAGCAUAACCACUUUACCUUUGCCUCGGACGCCUAGAUUUUGCCUCUCAAGCAUGGGUGAUUUUUCUUCCCAAUACACACACAAUUCUAUCAGUGAUGCUUGGAUUGGAGAUUCAGAUCUUCCUUAA